Messenger RNA from Aedes aegypti (yellow fever mosquito), 992 nucleotides. Its product is annotated as probable U3 small nucleolar RNA-associated protein 11. The coding region runs from base 134 to 895 and encodes 253 amino acids. Gene Ontology annotation, cellular component: nucleolus; small-subunit processome. The record is from RefSeq and is a predicted model, not a curated record. NCBI's taxonomy places the organism in Eukaryota, Metazoa, Arthropoda, Insecta, Diptera, Culicidae. The transcript has 2 exons. Gene Ontology annotation, biological process: rRNA processing.
UCACCUUAUGCUCAAAAGUAAACAUCGAACAUCGAUGUCCAUCUCAGAAACGUGUUGAUUUCGUUGUAUUAAAAUCUUUUCUGAUUAUUUUGAAAGUAAUUUUUAAAUAUUGUGUAUAUUGAAGUAAAGUAAAAUGUCUAGCUGGAAGAAAGCCGCCAAGUCGAAUCAAAAGGUUCACCGUGAGCGAGCUCAACCGUCAGCACGGUCCCAUCUGGGAAUCCUCGAGAAGAAGCAAGACUACAAACGGCGCGCCGAUGACCGACACCAGAAGGAAGAUACGCUCAAAUUGCUUCGGAAGCGAGCAUUGACCCGUAAUCCGGAUGAAUUCUACCAUCACAUGAUAAACUCCAAGGUUGAAUCGGGAGAGCAUCACGAACUGGACAAACAGGAUGAACAUUCGCCGGCGCAGAUUCGACUGAUGCAAACACAGGACCUAAAAUACAUCAACAUGAAGCGAACGAUGGAGGCCAACAAAAUCCAACGGCUGCAGGGAAGGCUGCACAUGACCGAAGUGGCCAACCGUAUCCAGAAUAAGCACACAUUCUUCGUUGACGACGAAGAGGAAGCCAGAGGAUUUGAUUUGGCGGAACGGCUACAAACCCAUCCUAGUCUGCUGGGGAGAAAGUCCAACCGACCGAAGCUGGAUCAGUUGGACAAAUUGGUUCUCGGGGUGCAGGAUGAAGCGACGAUUUUGGCAAUGAAUCAGGAGCGCGAAAAAUCAUACAAAGAAUUGCAGCGUCGAGUCGAGCGCGAGAAGGAACUCACAAUUGUGCAGCAAAAGUUGGAGUUGAAGCGGGCUCUGCAGGAGAAGCGAUCCCGCAAACCGAAGCGAGUGGCCAAGGGCACUAAGGACCAAGCACCAAUAUACAAGUUCAAGUACGAAAGAAAGCGAUAAGGAACGAUUAUUUUGUAUAUCAUCAUUUAUUAAUAUCAAUAUAAGUAUGUAAUAAAGGAUAAUCUUAAACUUCGUUAAUAAAUUCAAUCCAACUUUA